Topomyia yanbarensis is the source of this 3359-nucleotide messenger RNA. Its product is annotated as TBC1 domain family member 31. The transcript is spliced from 9 exons. NCBI's taxonomy places the organism in Eukaryota, Metazoa, Arthropoda, Insecta, Diptera, Culicidae. The record is from RefSeq and is a predicted model, not a curated record. Gene Ontology annotation, molecular function: protein binding. Bases 54 to 3299 code for a protein of 1081 amino acids. Gene Ontology annotation, cellular component: centrosome.
AUGCAGUCUGUUUUAAUUUAAGUGAUUUGUCAUAAUUAUUGCAAUUGGUUAGAAUGCAAUGUAACAAUAUGAACGUGAGCAAUGUUGCAAGUGGUAUAAACCCAGACUUAGUAGAGAACCGCGAGAUUCAAAAAAAGAAAUUCAAAUUUAAAUCUUGUGAUGAUGGAACCCUACUCUACAUUCAUCACACCAUUUGUAAUGACGGGAACACGUUGCGAAUACGGUUUAUUCAUGUCUGUUUCAGUCAUAAUAAUGAAAAGUUAAUCGCAAUCGAUCAUAGAGGACAUAUUUUCGUGUUUAAUUUAGCGAGUGAAUGCUAUUGGGUACUAACAGAACACAUAGAGGGCAUCACAGCAGCAGAAUGCAUUCCAGAAACCAGCCAUCUCGUCUUAGGCAACAAAAAUGGCCUUAUGUGUAUUAUCGAUUAUGAUUCCGGCAACGAAUUAGUUCGGCUAAAAGCUCAUCAAACACGAAUCACAACGAUAAAGUUUCCCCCUUGGUACGCGAAAAGUCAUCGUGAGCAGUAUUCAAACCGCAAAAUACUUUUCCAAAAAUCGGAAUCUGUAGAACCUGAUAAUCGUAAUGAUCAACCAAGAGCAAAACCAACUAGAAGCUCACUAUUCCUUGUGCUGACGGUCGAUUGUGCAAAGUUAUACGAUAGACGUAAUUUCGUCGAAGUGCACCGAUUAAGUUACGGAUUGUCAGAUGCAAUGAAGCGAAUCGAUCUGUUUCAGUGGGUCCCAAAAGCGAGCAUGCUAAUGACGUGUGGAGUAGAUGGUAUAAUUCGAGUUUGGACGUGUGAUUUUAAACUUGUUAAAGAGCUGAACAUGAAGAAGCUGAAGGAAAACUACUUGAGGCAGUUUAGAACAGAUCCUAUUAGGUGGCAACCAGAGGAGGGCAUUCUGUGCGAAGGAGGCAAUUCCCAUAACGAAAUCGAGCGAUUGAUUCAGCACAUGAUUAUCGAUGAACGUUCAAAAGGAUACAUUAAGUCGGCUCAAUUUCUUCCAAGCGGGAAGUUUUUGAUACUAAAUUGUUUGGACAACUCUUUGAUUAUAAUCGCAUGCGACGCUUGGCAGAUUUGCAAAAUACUCGCGCUUACCAAUUUUCACCUUGCUCAUUUUGAAAUAGUGCACAUAGAUCAACCACCUUUCCAUUUCCGGGACGAAUUUACGAUUUUGGCAAAAACGGUUGAGGGUGAUUUGCUACUAAUGAAUUUAGAGAAAGGACAUAAAACCUACAUAGAACCUAGAAUGGAAUCCAAAUGCUAUAAAUUCCGUCUCUCGUGCAACGGUAAAAUGCUAGCCAACGUUCUGAAAAGCGGCGAAAUUUUACUCCACAAUUUGGAAUUUCACUCGCGUGCCUUGGAAGCGAAUAAAUUACAUCAGCAUUUGGGUCCAGCGAACGAGCCAACUGGAAAAAUACAUCCGCGCCCAUCGCAUGCGACUACAUGUGUUCCGACAGCUGCUCAACGUCGUCCGUCCGGAGAUCUGGUGACGAAUAGUAAUUUAGCCACCUCUUUACCGAGCUCGUCGUAUUCUACACCCACAAAGGUUGCAUCAUUUACUUCAACGAAUUCUGUCCCGAGUGCGUCUGUUUUCCGAAAUGAGAGCAAACUGAAAUUAGACAAACGGUUGGAAGAAAUUCACGAUAAGAUUUCCAAAACACUGGACAAAAACAGACUUCGGCCAAUACUGAAAGAAUUUGGCGAAUACCCCGAAAAGCAUCGGGCCACUAUUUGGCGAGCAUUGUUGGAGUUACCACAAAACUCCGAUUGCUUCAAUACUUUGCUGAUGAAGGGGAAUCACGCUUGUGUGUCUGACUACGAUGUGAAGUUUUCGAACUUUGAGGCGCGGAUUGUUCGAAACGUUAAAAAAUGUGUAUCCUGUCUCGCUCACUGGUCAUCGGUUUUUGCUCAUUGCGAUUUCCUGCCGUUUUUCGUGUUUCCCUUUGUAAGGAUUUACCACAAUGAUUCGCUUACUUGCUUCGAAACCGUUGCCACAGUUUUGCUCAACCAUUGCCAGCUGUGGUUUGAAUUCGUUCCACUGGAACCGUUCAAUUAUUUGGGCAUGAUAGAGAAUAUCCUGUGCGAGUACGAGCCUAAGUUGAUGAUUUUUUAUCGCGAGCGCAAUGUGUCUUCGCGAAUUUAUGCGAUGACAAUGAUGGAAACUGCCUUUGCGGAAAAUUUCAAUACUAAUCAAUGGAGUCGGCUAUGGGAUCAUGUGAUUUCGAAUGAGCCCUAUUUCAUGGUAUUUUUCAUCGUAGCGUACAAUGCGGGUCACAGAGCGACCAUCAUGAAGUGCACCACGGAGGAUGACAUAAGAGCAUUUUUCCAUGAACCAUCAGUGGCAGAUAUUAGCCGGGUGCUGAAAAGGGCAUACGAUAUGAUGGAAAAGUGUACAGACAACAAUCAUCCACGAUAUUAUAUGAAAUCCUUCCGCUCUCUUGGUGGCAUAACGGACUCAGAAAAGGGCACUAAUGAAUCAUAUCGUCAAAAAUCCAGCCGAAGUAGUGGAGGAUCUACUUGCAAUAGCACCUAUAGCAAGUUCAGUAAUUUCCCAAAACAGCUGGUUGAAAUCAGAGCAGAUGAAUUGAAUUGUUUGAAAACAGAACAAAACCGACUCGAAGCAAAGAUUUUGAAAAUGGAAAAGCUGGAGAGCACGCUGCACAAUCGAAUGAUGGAUAGUUUGGUACAGGAAGAGCAUGCCAAGCGUAUGAAAGAGGUGGAGCGGAAAUUCGAGGAGGCUUUGGCAACAGAAGUGAGGAGAAUUGAUAUGCAGCGUAAACUUUUGUUGCUUCAUAAGAAACAACUUCGAGAGCGAGAAAAUGAAGUUUUGUUGGAAAGUAGGAACGUCCAACUGCGACAUAAUGCUGCAGCUCGGGAAUCUGAACUUGACAGGUUAUUGAAAACUCUGCAACGCGAGAGAUUGCGAGACGAAACGGAUAUGAUGUUUGCCGAAGAGGACAUCAAGUUGAAAGAAAUGGAACUGCAAGCACAUCAGCAAGAGACAAAUCUUAAACUCGUAGAUGACAAUUCUUUGGAGCAGCGAUACCAUCAGUCUAUUCAACAAUUGGAACGCCAGAAACGGAAACUCCAGCAGGACAUUGAAAGGGUAUCGUGUUAUAAUCGAUCAGGCCUGCUAUAUGAAAAUUGUAGUAGUAUCAACAACCGAAUGGCGCCUACAGAAGGCAUUAAGACUGCAAAAGGAACGGAAAUAGAAGAAUAUUCGGAAAGGAUGAAGGACAUUUAUGCUCAAUUGGAAGCGCUGAUUGACGCACAGCAAAACGAGAUUAACCAUUGAUGCAGUAUGGAGCACGUUUUUACCACAUUUAAAAAAAAAUAAGUCAAGCCAUUUAUGUAU